CUCCCACCGUCAAACCUCAGGGCAAACAAUACCAGUUCAACCACUCUACGGGUCACGUGGCUGCCUGUACCUCAAGAGUUUCUCCAUGGAAUUCUCGUCGGAUACCGUCUCUUUUUUAAGGCAGACAAAAACCUGUUUUAUGAAAACGUGACAACAGUCAAUCAAACUCUGGAACUGACAGGACUGGAAAAGUUUACAAAUUAUUCUAUGAAGAUUUUGGCGUUCACUCGCAUUGGAGAUGGAAAUGUAUCACAUUCAGUGACUGUGUCGACUGAUCAGGAUGGUUCGUAAAAAGCUAUUUUUCCUAAUUCGUUUAAUUUAACAGAUUAGCUGACAAGCACAGCGGUUUCUUCUCGCGGCUCAACCUGUCGGUAUCGCCUUCUCCGGGAAUUUUCCUUCAUAAGGCGCCAUGGAAAUUCGCAAACAAUUUAUCGGGACACUAAGUUUUGGUCCGUUUAUGUACUGAAGUUACGUGAACUUUUGUAUCGAUGAAAGAAACCGUCCUGGAAUCGGGUAAAGAGGCCUUAAAACCAAUGGGAGCUGAGGGACUGAAAAAGAAGCAGUUUAUUGUUUGUAGAACUAAUUCCAAGGUCAAUAGCUAGGGACAUUGAACGAUUCAAAAUGAAUAACUCAUAUACAGAAUCUCUUGUUGUAUUUAGGUCACUGAGAGAGGUUCCAUUUCUUUUCUUUCUGAAUACUUACCUGAGAUGUGUACAAGUUAAUCAAUAUUUUUAUUUACAGUUCCCAGCCUCCCACCAACGAAUGUGAGCGCACAUAACACAAGUUCCACCAGUCUUCAUGUAAGCUGGCAUGAAGUGCCGAAAGGCUUUGUUCACGGCAUCCUGCUUGGUUAUCGCGUUCUUUACAAAAUAGCAAAUGUAACUGAAAACAAAAGUACUACUACAACAUCAGAAACAACUAAUAAAAGAGAGUUGCAAGAACUAAAGAAAUUCACCAUUUAUGAGAUCAAUGUACUGGCGUUUACAGCCAUUGGGGAUGGGGCAAAUUCCAAGAGCAUACAUGUCUCGACUGAUGAGGACGGUAAGAGGUUAAUUUGAUUACUUUGAUGGCGAUGAUGAUGACGACGACGACGAUGAUGAUGAUGAUGAUGAUGAUUAUUAUUAUGAUAUGGGAAUCUUUAUAACGAUUCUUCGGAGUGAUUAAGGUACUGUAAAUGGAAGCAAGGUUCGCUGACAGUACUCACUAUCUUUUCAUGCCCGUGUAGAUUGAUAUAAACACUUGCACGUGAUCUCUCUGAGAUCCUUUUGAGAGGUAAACAAUUCCAUUGCAAACAAUUAACAUCAAAUUGUUUCAUUAUAGCGGAAAACUUGCUAAUUCAUUAACGAUAAAAGCGUGGUGUAUUUUGAUUGCAACAACGGCCGGAGACAUAAUGCCCAUAAGUAAACAACAGUGACGCGAAUUUUAACACACAUAUAUGUAAACAGCUUUUUGCCCCUUUAAAAACGCGUACCCUUGUUUUAUACCUAAAUUCUUUCUACCUCAAAAAACAAAGGAUCCUUUACACCAAGACAACAAGCUGAACGUAUACUUUCAAUAAAUUAAUUGUAGUUCCCAGUCUACCUCCUGUUGACUUGUCUGCACAUAAUACCAGUUCUACGAGUAUCCAAGUGACCUGGGGCGAGGUGCCUGAAGGAUACGUUCAUGGAAUUCUACAAGGUUACCGCGUGUUUUACAGUGAGAUGACCGCAAACAGAAACAUCAGCUACGUGAAGGUAACAACUGACCCAGAAAAUCGCCAGCUUCGGGUCACAAGACUGAAAAAGUUCACCAAAUAUUCACUGAAGGCUCUGGCUUUCACAAGAAAAGGUGACGGA
Molecule: messenger RNA, 1835 nt
Organism: Porites evermanni
Lineage: Eukaryota; Metazoa; Cnidaria; Anthozoa; Scleractinia; Poritidae
Source: the annotation of a GenBank genome assembly